AUGGGAACUCUCGAGGGACACCUGCUGCCGGGGAUAGGCUUCCUUCUCUUCUCAUUAUACUACUCAGUGCUAACAUCCUUGGCCCUGCUACGGGAACAGAAGGCCCUCAAGCACCCCCUGCUCCCAAGGAAGCUGUGGGGACACAGGCUGUCUCGGCAGGUAUCGUAUGAAGCAGUGUUGAAGGUGGUUAUCCCCACCUUCGGCAUUAUUGGUGAAUAUUUCUACCCCCUUGGGGUAAAUCGUGUGCAGAUCAUAGAUUGGAAGGACCCCCGGCGGCCAUUUGUCUUCAAGGACAACUGGCAGCAUGUAACCAUGUUUGGGUUCUUUAUCCUCAGCGGCGUGGUGGACAUUGUGAGCCAGUCACACCUGGCGAGUUGGGGCCCGAAGCUGGAGCGCGCAGCCGAAGCACUGGCUUUCUACGUGCUGAUCAUGCUGAUGGUAACCCACAUUGAGAACAAAAGCUCCUUGGAGAUCAGAGUACAUCUUCUGUUAAUGAUACCCUCCUUCUUCCUUGCUCUGGCGCUCACUGUGGAGGUCUGGGUUCCCAACCAUCCUCCAAUCUGGAUCCUCAAGUGUUGGCUGGGACUGGUGUUAAGCAGCUGGAUGAUGCAGAUAUGUGAGAUGUAUAUACCUCUUACUGGACAGCCCUGGAGGGCAGAUGACCCGAUGGAUCACGCAUUCCUAACCAUCUUCUUCUGCUGGCACCUGGUCUUGGCGGCCGCCCUGUUCCUUGCCAUCUAUGGCCUCUGCAGUCUCUGGUACAGUCACUACUCUUCCUGGACAAAGACCCCUGGUGCUAGGUACCAGCGGUGCCCUCUGGAAUCCAGUGGUGAGGAACUAGAAAAACUCAAGGCAGAGGCCCUGCCACAGGAUGGAGUCGUGUAG
Molecule: messenger RNA, 885 nt
Organism: Onychomys torridus (southern grasshopper mouse)
Lineage: Eukaryota; Metazoa; Chordata; Mammalia; Rodentia; Cricetidae
Product: transmembrane epididymal protein 1A-like
Exons: 1
Coding region: 1-885 (294 amino acids)
Source: RefSeq, a predicted model, not a curated record